GCCGAGAACGCGCCUGGGCCGCCGUGACCGCGCGUCAGCUUGACCACGCCCUCCGAUGGAGCCAUUUUUUUCUUAAUGGACGGAGGGCGAGGCGAGACAGGGCCCUGGAAAUAACACAUUUCAAAUACUAUGAAUGCCAAACGUUAAUACGGCAGCAAAUGAGGGACUUUAAAUGUGUAAAUAUUUUUUAACAACAUCAAUUCUUUGGUGACUUUAGAAAUUGAAAUGAUCCGCACACUGUACACGUUUACGCUGGCCAACGUCAUCUGUUGCUGACGUCCACCUGAGACAUUUAAGACAAACAGCACCACCUGGUGGCUGAAGGGAUGCAGUGCAAUGAGGCGCGAUGUUCAGCAGUACCAGUUAACUGACGGCCCUUUGGUCCACAUGGCAUCUGAGCAACCUGGAAGCUCAGUUCAAAACUUUGAAGGCUAUCCAUUCAUCCAUUUACGUUCACUUAUCCGGGUCCGGGGGCAGCAGUCUCAUUCGGGAAGUCCAGACUUCCAGCGUUCUCAGGCCAGCUUUGGGCGAGAGGGAGGGUACACCCUGGACUGGUCGCAAGCCAAUCGCAGGGCACACAAAAAAGAACAACUUGAAUAUUUGAGUUGACUCACCGGAGCUACUUUACAAAUACUCUAGUUAUUCACCUCCCGUCCAGCAGAGAGCAGUGUUCAUACUCGCCUUCGGAAGUGGAACUCUGGUGUAAAUGUUGUUGACUUCCUCGCGCACUAAAAAAACAUGUCCGCCAUGCAGCUUUUGCAGUAACGUUAAGGAAAACAAACAUCGCAGUCAUACGCUCCUCACUUCUCUUUAAAAGACUCUGACGCACAUAGCAUUGCAAAGAAACACAACAGCUUCGCAAACGUGAACUCUCUGCCUGUCGACGUUGCGUCCACCACAAAGAUGUACAGUUAGCGUGUCCUUAAGAGAAGACGCCGGUCGGUUAGCUUAGCUUGCUAGCUGCAAGCAACAGCAGGCGGAGGUAAGCCAGCGGAAAGCGUCAAAAAUGUGCAAAGUCCAAAAGCUGAGAGAGUUGUUGAACGAGCGACUAGCGGCUGCCGUUGAGGAAAUACGUGGACUGUUUGAAAGAACCGUAGCGGUGUUCGAGGAGGAACUUCAUCGAACAAAAGACGAGGUGGAGCGACAGCGUCAGCUCCUGGACGCUUCUUUCAGGCCUCAAGUUUGGAUAGAAAAAGCAGACGUCCAACACUGGAGCUCCAGAGUGGAGCAGGAGGAGCCCCUCCAUGUGAUAGAGAAAGAGGAGUGCCAUGUGAAGAGUGAAGAAGAUGAUGAAGAGCAGGCUGAGUGGUCACAGCUUUAUCACGGUGAGGAGGAGACGAGUCGUCACGCUGCUGGAGACCACCACGGAGGAGCCCGCAUACACCCCAGUCAGCGUCUUCAGCCUCACGGCGACACGACGGCAGCCGACACCCACCAAAGUGACACAAACCAUCCCAAAAGUGCGAUUCUUCAUCCCGACGAGGCGCUUUUUGUCUGCCGUGAGUGCGGGAAAACCUUCAGUCAGCGCUCCAGUCUGCAAAGACACGCAGGACAUCACGCCGGAGACAAACCGUUCAGCUGCGUGUUUUGCAGCCAAACAUUCCGACAGCGCUCGCUGUUGGAGAGGCACACCCGCGCUCACACCGGGGAGAAACCUUUCAGCUGCUCGCUGUGCGACUCCACCUUCAGCCGGCGCAACGGGCUGGAGGAUCACAUGAGGAUUCACACGGGGGAGAAACCCUUCUCCUGCUCGCUGUGCCACAGCCGCUUCACUAAGCGCUACACGCUGGUGCUGCACAUGAGGACGCACACGGGCGAGAAGCCCUUCUCCUGCAGGAUGUGCGGCAAGGCCUUCUCCCAGCAGGGAGUCAUGAGGACGCACAUGCGCACACACACCGGCGAGAAGCCGUUCAGUUGCAGUGCGUGCGAGAGACGGUUUGCGAGGAAAUACCAGCUGGAAAGACACCACUGCAUGGGGCCUCACACACUUGGAACAGUUGAACUUGGGCAGGAGAAGUAGUCGUAGUACUACUAGUAGUAGUACUCUUUCCACAGUGACUGAAAUCCAGGUAAUCACUGGUAAUAAUUACUGCGUGGGUUUUCUCCGGGUUCUCCGGCUUCCUCCCACAUUCCAAAAACAUGUACGUUAGGUUCAUUGGCGCCUCUAAAAUGUCCAUAAGUAUGAACGUGAGCGUGAGUGAUUGUGUGUGCUCUGCGAUAUGUUGGCGACCGGUCCCGAGGUGUGCCCCGCCUCUUGCCCGAAGUCGGCUGGGACAGGCUCCAGCAUGCCCACGACCCUGGUGAGGAUAAACAGCAUAGAAAAUGGAUGGAUGUUACAUCAAUAAAUGUUGCAGCAAUCA
Messenger RNA from Dunckerocampus dactyliophorus (ringed pipefish), 2360 nucleotides. Its product is annotated as zinc finger protein OZF-like. The transcript is spliced from 2 exons. The record is from RefSeq and is a predicted model, not a curated record. The coding region runs from base 1007 to 2020 and encodes 337 amino acids. Lineage: Eukaryota; Metazoa; Chordata; Actinopteri; Syngnathiformes; Syngnathidae. Gene Ontology annotation, cellular component: nucleus.